Messenger RNA from Macrosiphum euphorbiae (potato aphid), 1053 nucleotides. The record is from the annotation of a GenBank genome assembly. Lineage: Eukaryota; Metazoa; Arthropoda; Insecta; Hemiptera; Aphididae.
AUGAAUGUCCCGACGAGUCACAAAACUUCCACUACGACGUCCAAUGACACUGAAGCCACGUCGACGAUUAGUUGUUACAAUUGUCGUGGGAGAGGACACAUAUCGCGUGACUGUCCGCGUCCACAACGUCCAAUGAAGUGCUCCGGGUGUGGUUCGGACCAACACCGACGAAGUGGCUGUCCCGCACCAACUGUGGGUAAGUCCAAUAAUGGUGAAUCCGGACAAGCAUAUCAGGUCAAUGCGGCACACGUCGUUAUACGAUCGAACCCAUUUGAGAAGUCCGUCUCGUUGAACAACGUCCAGCUCUCAGGUUUGAUCGACACCGGCUGUUCAGCUGUAUUAGUACGCCAAUCCGCCGCGACAAAGUGUGGCUUAACAGUACUGCCUCGGACGAUUCCGCUUUUCACCGUAGGCAGCGUGAACCAACCUAGUACCUGUGCGGUGGGCGAGGCACAAGCGAACGUGACAAUCGAUGGUGUGUCCGCCGAAAGUCAUGAUUUGAAAAUCGUGGACGACAACUCGAUCCCUGUGGAUGUACUGGUGGGACGCACCUGGUUAGAGCUCCCCCACGUUGGUUAUUAUAAACAAGGGAAUGAACUAGUAAUAGAAACAAACUGUCAUCUCGAGGGUACAGUAUUGACCGACGAAACGUGUUGUGGCGAUGCACAAGUGCUGGCGGUGGAGUGCGAAAACGAACAAUUCCCCGUGGUCCCGAUCUUCGGCGACGAAGUGAACAUUGAUCCCGGAGUGGACGCCGACGGUCGGAAAAUUUUGCUGUCACUUCUCAACCGUUACCGCCAUGUCUUUGCAAAGUCGAUCAGAGAAUUAGGCUGCACGAAUCUACUGACUAUGGAUAUCGUCGAAGCAGACAAUAGCGUUCCCGUCCGAAUGAAACCCUAUAAAACGUCGCCGACCGACCGACGUAAGAUAGCCGAAAUACUUCAAGAAUGGAAACAAGCAGGCAUUGUUUCUGAUUCGGCCUCGCCUUACGCCAGUCCGGUCUUGUUGGUCGACAAGGCCAACGGUGAAAAAAGACUGUGUGUCGACUAUUGA